AUGAAUAUAUAUAUUGUUCGUCAUGGAGAAAGUAUUUAUAAUGAUAAUCCAUUAAAUGAUUCUAUUGAUUGUCCAUUAACAUCAUAUGGAAUUGAACAAUCAAUUAAUUUAUAUAAUUCAUCAUUUCCUAAACAUUAUUCUUUAAUAAUUAGUUCACCUUUACGUCGUUGUCUUGAUACAAUUAAAUUAUCUAAAAUAAGUUCGGAUAAAUUUGAAAUAAAUAAUUUAUUUCGAGAAAUUUAUUCAGGUUGUAAAUCUGAUCUUUUAUAUGAUAAUGAAACAAUUUUAAUUGAUAAUGAACAACAAAUAAAACAAAGAAUUCAACAAAUAAAUGAUUAUUUAUUUAAAAAAAAACAAUUUAAUAUAUCAAAUAUAUUAAUAGUAACACAUGCAGAUUUAGUUUGGAAUUUAACUUCUUAUGAAAUAGAUGGAGAACCUUUUGGUACAUGGUUAAAUAAUGCACAAUUAUUUUAUUGGAAACAAAUUUAA
Molecule: messenger RNA, 489 nt
Organism: Rotaria sp. Silwood2
Lineage: Eukaryota; Metazoa; Rotifera; Eurotatoria; Philodinida; Philodinidae
Source: the annotation of a GenBank genome assembly